Arabidopsis thaliana (thale cress) is the source of this 2037-nucleotide messenger RNA. RefSeq names its product Pentatricopeptide repeat (PPR) superfamily protein. The coding region runs from base 66 to 1925 and encodes 619 amino acids. The transcript has a single exon. The record is from RefSeq and is marked reviewed. Gene Ontology annotation, biological process: gene expression. Lineage: Eukaryota; Viridiplantae; Streptophyta; Magnoliopsida; Brassicales; Brassicaceae. Gene Ontology annotation, cellular component: mitochondrion.
AUUUCCUUCUUCUUCUCUUCUCUCUCACACAGCACAAAGGACCAACGAUUCAUUCAUUGAAGAAGAUGAUACAGAGAUUGAUUCCUCUAAAUCGAAAAGCUUCGAACUUUACUCAGAUUCUUGAGAAAGGUACUUCUUUAUUACACUAUUCUAGUAUCACCGAAGCGAAGCUUUCUUAUAAAGAGAGAUUAAGGAAUGGGAUUGUUGAUAUUAAGGUUAAUGAUGCUAUUGAUCUCUUCGAAUCCAUGAUUCAAUCUCGUCCUUUACCUACUCCAAUCGAUUUCAAUAGAUUGUGUAGUGCUGUUGCUAGAACGAAACAGUAUGAUUUAGUGUUAGGUUUCUGCAAGGGAAUGGAGUUGAAUGGGAUUGAGCAUGACAUGUAUACUAUGACCAUUAUGAUCAAUUGCUAUUGUAGAAAAAAGAAACUUCUUUUCGCAUUUUCUGUUCUUGGGAGAGCUUGGAAGCUUGGGUAUGAGCCUGAUACAAUCACGUUUUCGACUUUGGUUAACGGGUUUUGCCUCGAGGGUAGAGUUUCUGAAGCGGUUGCGUUAGUUGAUCGGAUGGUGGAAAUGAAGCAAAGACCGGAUCUUGUAACCGUUAGCACUCUGAUCAAUGGACUUUGUCUAAAGGGUAGAGUGUCUGAAGCUUUGGUUUUGAUUGAUAGGAUGGUUGAGUAUGGUUUUCAACCUGAUGAGGUUACUUAUGGACCGGUUUUGAAUAGACUGUGUAAGUCAGGGAACUCUGCUUUGGCUUUGGAUUUGUUUAGAAAGAUGGAAGAAAGAAAUAUCAAAGCUAGUGUUGUUCAGUAUAGUAUUGUUAUUGAUAGUCUUUGUAAAGAUGGGAGCUUUGACGAUGCGCUUAGCCUUUUCAAUGAGAUGGAGAUGAAAGGGAUUAAAGCUGAUGUUGUUACGUAUAGUUCUCUUAUAGGAGGUCUUUGUAACGACGGUAAAUGGGAUGAUGGUGCAAAGAUGUUGAGGGAGAUGAUUGGAAGGAAUAUCAUUCCCGAUGUUGUCACAUUUAGUGCUUUGAUUGAUGUUUUUGUGAAAGAGGGGAAGCUUCUAGAGGCUAAAGAGUUGUACAAUGAGAUGAUCACAAGAGGUAUAGCUCCUGACACCAUUACAUAUAAUUCAUUAAUUGAUGGGUUUUGUAAGGAGAAUUGCUUACAUGAGGCUAAUCAGAUGUUUGAUCUGAUGGUUAGCAAAGGGUGCGAACCUGACAUCGUGACUUAUAGUAUUCUCAUAAAUAGCUACUGCAAAGCUAAGAGAGUUGAUGAUGGUAUGAGACUUUUUCGUGAGAUUUCUUCGAAAGGAUUGAUUCCUAAUACAAUCACUUAUAACACUCUUGUCCUAGGGUUUUGUCAAUCGGGAAAACUUAACGCCGCCAAAGAACUCUUCCAAGAGAUGGUUUCUCGUGGUGUGCCACCAAGUGUUGUAACUUAUGGUAUUUUGCUGGAUGGUUUGUGUGACAAUGGUGAACUAAAUAAAGCAUUGGAGAUAUUUGAGAAAAUGCAGAAGAGUAGGAUGACUCUUGGUAUUGGUAUCUAUAAUAUCAUCAUUCACGGGAUGUGCAAUGCUAGUAAGGUCGAUGAUGCUUGGAGUUUAUUCUGUAGCCUCUCUGACAAAGGAGUGAAACCUGAUGUCGUGACAUACAAUGUAAUGAUUGGAGGACUAUGUAAGAAAGGCUCGUUGUCUGAAGCCGAUAUGCUGUUUAGAAAAAUGAAGGAGGAUGGGUGUACUCCGGAUGAUUUUACGUACAACAUUCUUAUCAGGGCACAUCUUGGAGGUAGUGGUCUAAUCUCUUCAGUUGAACUCAUAGAAGAAAUGAAGGUGUGUGGGUUCUCUGCAGAUUCUUCCACCAUAAAGAUGGUUAUUGAUAUGUUAUCAGAUCGUAGAUUGGAUAAAAGCUUUUUGGAUAUGCUUUCUUGAUUGUCUAAUCUGAUCUACAAGAGAUAAAGAAAAUAUUUUUGUUUGUAAUUCCAAAUCACUAAAAUAUUGUACCAAGCUUGGGGCUAUUUAUAAAGUAGAUGUAGUUGUCCUC